UAACAUUUAUUCUACUUUUUAUAGAAAAUUUGAGUUAAUAAGGUAGUUUUGAGCCUGUAGAUGACUUAAGCUUUCUUGAGAAGGUUCGUCAUCUUAUCAACAUAGACGAUCUUCUGGUGGAAGACGAAAGGGAAAGGAAACGGCGACUUCUCCAUUCCAAAAUCCUCAUCUCUUCUCUUUUCGGGAGUCAAGAGUAUCUACCAGUCGGAAGCCGAGACACCUUUAUUCCUCGGAUUUGGUCGAUUCGCUUCAAUUAUUCCCUCUUCAAUAGUCGCUACCACCAACCGUGUGGGAGAUUUGCCUCGCGUGAAAUUGUACAGGCGCCAGAUUUAUUGAGCACGACUGCACUAAGUUGGGAAGGCAAGCGGGCUAAGCUAGUUAGCCACCUAGCUUCCCUUGCUAACUAGCUCGCAGUGCUGGUAGGCUAUACCUCACUUUUUUCGGGGGGUGGGUGGGGGAAUAAUUCUAUUUUGGGACUUGUCGGCCGGGUUGUUAACACCUGCCUAAAGCUCGAAUAAACGUUGAAUGCUAGGUUCCCUGAGACGUUUAUUAACAGCGAGCGUGUUCGACACUACCUGCUAGUUAAUACCCUGCGCAUUUAGCCCCAGACGUCAGGUGUAGGCCUCAAUCCAAACCCCGACGUCUCCUGUCUUCUUUUGCCGCUGCCCGGACUCUCCUCCCCGCCCUCUGUGUGUUUGUUUGUGGAUUACCGGACAGCGAGAGUUGACAGCCUCCUCGCUGCCACAUCGUCUUCUCCCUGAGGAGCCAAAAAGCAGACGGCUCAUGACUUCUGACCAGGACACAAAGGUUGUCGCUGAACCACAGGUGCAGCAAGUACAAGAGGCCAAGGACAACGCUCAUUUGGAUUCCGCCAAGGUUUCGGACCUCAACCCCAAUGCCAAAGCAUGGGCCAACCGCAUGUUUAGCGUGGACCCCAGUGGCGGUGCCGACAACUCUGCUGCGACCCUGCGACCAUGGAAGGAUGGCCGCGAAAGCUCAACCCAGCCAGGCUACGAAGCCAGCGAAGAGGACGUCGCUUUCAAGGAGCCACUCAUAACCCCGCCCGAUGAGCCUCCACCGGCGCCGCUAAUGUCGGCCCAAGCUCCCGCCUCCGCCGUGCCCGUCACCCCAGAGCGCUCGGAGCCGGCCUACCCGGACUUCUCCGAGCAAGGGCCCACAGGCAGCGAUCCCCAGCCUGAAAAUCCCCAGGAAAGUUUGAGGGAACACCUGAAGAAAGCCCUGGAGUUCUGCCUUUCCCGGGAGAACCUGGCCAGUGACAUUUACCUCAUCUCCCAAAUGGACAGCGACCAGUACGUGCCAAUUGUGACUGUAGCCAACCUGGAUCACAUCAAAAAACUCAGCUCGGACGUGGAGCUCAUCGUGGACAUUUUACGCUCUCUGCCGUUGGUCCAGGUGGAUGAGAAGGGAGAGAAGGUGCGACCCAACCAGAACCGCUGCAUUGUGAUCCUCAGAGAAGUUCCGGAGAGCACGCCCGUCGACGAGGUGGAGGCUCUUUUUAAAGGAGACAGUCUACCGAAGUUCAUCAACUGUGAAUUUGCCUACAACGACAACUGGUUCAUCACCUUUGAGUCAGAAGCGGACGCACAACAGGCAUAUCAGUACCUCCGUGAGGAAGUGAAAACCUUUCAAGGGAAGCCUAUCAAGGCAAGAAUAAAGGCAAAGGCAAUCGCUCUCAACACUUUUAUGCCAAAGAACGGUUACCGGCCAGUGGAGGUGAACCCGUAUGCGCAGCAGCGUUACACCGCGUCUUACUACAUUCCGCCGGUGUACAGCCCCCAGCAGCAGUUCCCCCUCUACAGCCUCAUCACGCCGCAGGCCUGGUCGGCCACGCACAGCUUCAUCGACCCCGCGCUGGUUGCUCCAUUUCACAACAACCAAUUUAUCAAUGGAUUUGCAUCGGCCAGUUUUAAACCAGCGACUACUCCCGUCACUGUAAGACACCACUCUCCCCGGACCAGAAACCACAGCAAGCCUCACUUGAGGCCAGGGCUACCCACCGCCGAGCGCACGGGUCUCCUGGAGAGCCCCGGCCUGUUUCCAAGCUUCCCCAGCGACAGACUGAACGGCAUCCGCAGCAGCCCCCCCACGCGCUUCCCAACCAGCCAACCCAGAAGCAGGUUACCUGCCGCCUUUCCUCGCCGGGAGAUGGCGGGCACCGGGCGAGUGUCCGACUUUAGCACCGCCGACUACUCUACCCUGGGAAUGGGCAGAGGAAGGAAAAAGAGGGAUGAAAAGUUUACACGAGUGACACCUCAGUCGCCGCCACCGCCGCCACCUCCACCCAAAGCGCCGUCUCCGAGCUUUGAGUUGGGCAUGUCCAGCUUCCCCCCUUUGCCCGGAGCCGCCGGGCAUCUCAAAAGCGAGGACAUCUUUGACAACCGGCUGGUCAGCGGCGGCGUUCAUGCCACCCCGCCCGCCAAAGACAGAAAUGCAAGUGUGGACUCCAGUCCUGGAGUGACCCCCUCCUCAGUCGGCCCCAAAGAGCCUCUUCGGACACCCCCUUCUGCCUCGUCCUCUUCUAUGAUGCCCGUGAGCUACAUAUCUUCGCCUGCUACGCCCACCCCAGCGGCGGCCUCCACCUGGGUCCCCGCCAUGUGCUCGCCACCACCUCCCUCCCUCCCAGCCGAGGAAGCAAGGGUAUCGGAGGUAAAGCCCAAGGAGGUUCCGUUGUUUGUGGAGCGAGUUCCUGGGACUCUGUCUACAACCAGCAAGUCUGUGCAAGUGAACGGCGCCGCCACGGAGCAGAGGAAGCCUUCCUAUGCUGAGAUCUGCCAGCGGGCUAAGGAGCACCCCGGCCCGACGCAGCCUUCUGCCCCCAAGGAAGCCAAGCCGGCAGGCGCCGACCCAGCAGGCGAGGAGAAGAAAUGCCCCGACGGGGAGACGUGCCCGCCAUCAUCCAAGGGAAGACCCCCACGGGACGUCCGCCGACCGGCCGGCCGCUGGGCCUCACCGCCCCCGCCCAAGUCGCCGCUGUAGGAAGGGCAUCUCCUUCCUCCCGCUCUUCUCCAUUGACGCCUCGGAAACGACGUCAGGGCUACUCCAUUCUUCAACACGGGCAAAGAGGACACCUUCUUUUCUGGAUCAGGGCUCGCAGACGAAAAGCACUUUACUGUGCACGUAAAGCACCGUCUCGUUCAUUUUUACUUUCCCACUUUGAUUUUUGCCCCCC
This is a messenger RNA of Corythoichthys intestinalis (scribbled pipefish), 3190 nucleotides long. RefSeq names its product la-related protein 4B-like. NCBI's taxonomy places the organism in Eukaryota, Metazoa, Chordata, Actinopteri, Syngnathiformes, Syngnathidae. Bases 784 to 2997 code for a protein of 737 amino acids. Gene Ontology annotation, molecular function: mRNA 3'-UTR binding. Gene Ontology annotation, biological process: positive regulation of translation. The transcript has 17 exons. Gene Ontology annotation, cellular component: cytoplasmic stress granule; cytosol. The record is from RefSeq and is a predicted model, not a curated record.